CGGGUUGUAAGACCCGCCAGGUGCAGAUUCUCUAAGGGACCCACGUUUCCCGGAGUCAUGGCGCCCCGGAUCCUCCUCCUGCUGCUCCUGGGGCUGCUGCUUCUGACCCAGACCCGGGCGGGCUCCCACUCGCUGAGAUAUUUCCACACCUCCGUGUCCCGGCCGGGCGGCGGGGACCCCCGCUUCAUCGUCGUCGGCUACGUGGACGACACGCAGUUCGUGCGCUUCGACAGCGACGCCCCGGAACCCAGGAUGGAGCCGCGCGCGCCGUGGAUGGAGCAGGAGGGGCCCGAGUACUGGGAGCGCGAGACCGCGAACUGCAGGAGCAAAGCACAGACCCACCGAGUGAACCUGCGGACCCUGCGCGGCUACUACAACCAGAGCGAGGCCGGGUCUCACACCAUCCAGAGGAUGUCCGGCUGCGACCUGGGCCCCGACGGGAGCCUGCUCCGCGGGUACGAACAGCAAGCCUACGAUGGCGCAGACUACCUCGCCCUGAACGAGGACCUGCGCUCCUGGACGGCGGCGGACACGGCCGCGCUCAUCACUAAGCGCAAGUGGGAGGCGGCCGGGGAGGCGGAGCGCUUCAGGGCCUACAUGGAGGGCUUGUGUGUGGAUUACCUCCUCAGAUACCUGGAGAACGGGAAGGGAACCCUGCAGCGAGCAGAGCCUCCGAAGACCCAGGUGACCCACCACCACGAACGCCAUGUCCCUGAGGGAGAGGUCACACUGAGGUGCUGGGCCCGGGGCUUCUACCCGGCGGACAUCGUCCUGACCUGGCAGCGGGACGGCGAGGACCAGACCCAGGACAUGGAGCUGGUGGAGACGAGGCCUGCGGGGGACGGGACCUUCCAGAAGUGGGCGGCUGUGGUGGUGCCCUCCGGGGAGGAGCAGAGAUACACGUGCCGAGUGCAGCACGAGGGGCUGCCUGAGCCCCUCACCCUGAGAUGGGAACUGCCUUCCCAGCGCACCAUGCCCAUUGUGGGAAUAGUUGUUGGCCUGGUUCUUCUCGCAGCUGUGGUCAUUGGAGCUGUGGUUGGAUUUGUGAUCUGGAGGAAGAAGUGCUCAGGUGGGAAAUAUAGACCUUUCAAGCUGCAAGCCAUGACAGUAGCCAGGGCUCAGAUGUGUCUCUCAUAGCUUCCAAAGCCUGAGUCCUUCCUGUGUGCGGCAGAGCGACAAGGAGUGUUCACAGCCUGCUCUGUGACUGAAGAACCUUGGACUUGUCUCUCUGCAACCGGGGUCUGAAGGUGUCUGCCCUCCUGUUAGCAUGACGUGAAGAUGUGGGGGGACAAACCUGUCCCACCAGGAUCCCCAAGCCCCCACUGACCUGUGUCCCUUCCCUGAUCAGUAUUCCCCAUCUCUGCUAGAACAUCUCCUUCCCCAUGUAACUUCCCUCCCUCUCAACUGCUUAAUCUCACUUCUCUAUUGAAGAAUAGGACCUGAUCAUGAA
Messenger RNA from Echinops telfairi (small Madagascar hedgehog), 1450 nucleotides. Its product is annotated as HLA class I histocompatibility antigen, alpha chain G-like. The transcript is spliced from 8 exons. Gene Ontology annotation, molecular function: peptide antigen binding; signaling receptor binding. Gene Ontology annotation, cellular component: external side of plasma membrane. Gene Ontology annotation, biological process: immune response; antigen processing and presentation of endogenous peptide antigen via MHC class I via ER pathway, TAP-independent; antigen processing and presentation of endogenous peptide antigen via MHC class Ib. NCBI's taxonomy places the organism in Eukaryota, Metazoa, Chordata, Mammalia, Afrosoricida, Tenrecidae. The record is from RefSeq and is a predicted model, not a curated record. Bases 58 to 1137 code for a protein of 359 amino acids.